AACCAUUUCUACACGAGAAACCAGAACAAGUCAUGAGUUGAAGACUGAGACGUAGAGCUCAGAGAUGCUAUUCUUGGAUAUCCUGAGCCCCUGUGGUUUCCAGGGACCAUAAGUUGUGCAACACUUAACAUGACAGCACCACUAUGCUUAAAAUUUUCCCUCUUCACCCCCGGAUUCCAUUUCCCCAUUCAUCAGAGCUGCCUAUAAAGAGAAAGGGAAAUGGCUUGAGACCCCAGAAGGAUACAGGCGGCAGCAAGUGUUCGGUCUCUUCUCAACUUUGCUGACCCUCAAGCCCACACUCCAUCAUCUGCUGAGAAUCAUGAAGGUCCUCACAGCUGCCCUUGCUGUCCUUCUCGGCACCAUGGCUCUCUGCAGCCAGGUCUUCUCAGCACCAUUUGGUGCUGACACCCCGACCGCCUGCUGCUUCUCCUAUACCUCCCGGCAGAUUCCAUACAAGUUCAUAGACGACUAUUAUGAGACCAACAGUCAGUGCUCCCAGCCAGGUGUCAUCUUCCUAACCAAAAAAAGCCGGCAGAUCUGCAGUAACCCCGCUGAGGCCUGGGUCCAGGAAUAUAUCACCCAGCUGGAACUGAAUGCCUGAAUGGUCUGGGAGCUGCGAAGAACCCAGGAUACUCGGUGGGCCCAGUGGGGAGCAGGGGCCUGAGCCUCCCGAAACAUCCCUGCAACCUCCACAGCUACCUCUGCAAACUGGUUAUUGCCAAGCAGCCACACUCUGAGACACUUCUUAACUUAAACUGUAACUUAUUUAUGCUAUUAAUUUUGUUAAUUUAUUUCAUAGUUUGUUUUUGAUGUCAUACUGUGUUUGUGAC
Messenger RNA from Tupaia belangeri chinensis (Chinese tree shrew), 830 nucleotides. RefSeq names its product C-C motif chemokine 3. Lineage: Eukaryota; Metazoa; Chordata; Mammalia; Scandentia; Tupaiidae. The transcript is spliced from 3 exons. Gene Ontology annotation, biological process: cell chemotaxis; chemokine-mediated signaling pathway; inflammatory response. Gene Ontology annotation, cellular component: extracellular region. The record is from RefSeq and is a predicted model, not a curated record. Gene Ontology annotation, molecular function: CCR chemokine receptor binding; chemokine activity. The coding region runs from base 320 to 601 and encodes 93 amino acids.